Messenger RNA from Dichomitus squalens LYAD-421 SS1, 1098 nucleotides. RefSeq lists its product as uncharacterized. Lineage: Eukaryota; Fungi; Basidiomycota; Agaricomycetes; Polyporales; Polyporaceae. The record is from RefSeq and is a predicted model, not a curated record. Bases 1 to 1098 code for a protein of 365 amino acids. The transcript has 5 exons.
AUGCAGGAGCACCUACUAAACGCGCACCUAGCACACGAGUCAGGUCGAGCGUUCGUAUACAACAAUUAUACCUGGAACAAAGAUGGUUCCGAUUAUACCGAAUACAACGGUCACCUCAUCCCCUCCCGGAUACCUAUCACUGCCCUGCUUCGAGGUCCCGCAGCAGGAGAACCGUGGCCUCCGGGCGAUCCCGCUCCUCGCGCCGUUGUCAAGCCGUACUGGGACAAGGUUUGCCUUGAACCGCAUCGCAUGAUGAGCGAGGAGCUCUUCAAAAUCGACGCAGACGCAGACGCGGGUGAGGUUCUGAGGACAUGGGUCGAAAAGCUGAAGACGCUUCCACGCUGCGUCGAGAUCAAGGAGGAUGCCGCACAGAUCUGGAACAUUUGGGUAUUCGGGAGCAAGCGCGUCCUCGGCAUUUGGGAGUCGCUGAAACACUCACCCGUCAUCACCGAGUUCCGGUGGUCGCAGCUCAUUGAGGACGGCUUCACGCGCAACCGACAUCUCUUCAUGCACACGAACUGGCUCCGCGACCUGAUCUCUCCGCCCGCCGCGUACCCAUAUGAUGUCAUCCCCGGACUGCUCGCGCUCCAUAUCCGCAGGGGCGACUUCGAGGGUCACUGCCUACACUUCGCCCGCUGGUCGUCGCAGUGGAACGGCUUCAACCAGUUUCCCGAGCUCCCAGACCACUUCGAGCCGCCCCCUACUGCGGGGUGGGGCGAGUACACGGAGGAGGGUAAGAACAUUUACUUGAAGCACUGCUUCCCGGACAUCGAGCAGAUCGUCGCGCGCGUCGCGGAGAUCCGUGCGACACCGGCGGGCAAGGGCCUGAAGAACGUAUUCAUCAUGACGAACGGGAAGCAGCCGUGGGUGGAGGAGCUCAAGAGGGAGAUCGCGAAGACGGGCGGGUGGGACAGGAUUGCAAGCAGCCGGGACAUGAAGCUGGACUGGGAGCAGCAGUUUGUCGCGCAGUCGGUGGACAUGCUGAUUGGGCAGCGUGCACAGGUUAUCAUUGGGAACGGGUUCUCGAGCUUGACUUCGAAUAUUGUUAUGCUACGCAUGGCGCGGGAUAUCCCUGCAGAUACGAAUCGGUUCUGGUAG